This is a messenger RNA of Galendromus occidentalis (western predatory mite), 1632 nucleotides long. RefSeq names its product NUMB endocytic adaptor protein (gene numb). The record is from RefSeq and is a predicted model, not a curated record. NCBI's taxonomy places the organism in Eukaryota, Metazoa, Arthropoda, Arachnida, Mesostigmata, Phytoseiidae. Bases 85 to 1632 code for a protein of 515 amino acids. Gene Ontology annotation, cellular component: cytoplasm. The transcript is spliced from 7 exons.
CCCGAGUCGCUCCCGCAACUAAAACGAGGUUUUAGUCUUAGGCGGAGUAAACGGCUUUCGAAACGAUUUAGGAGCACCAAAAGCAUGGACCGGCUUCGGCGGAGUUUCCGGGAGUCAUUUCGUCGUAAAAAGGAUGUCUCUGAGACGUGUAGUCCGCAACUCUGGGCGGCGGACGAGAUCGCUGUUCGUCAAGGGGACUGUUCAUUUCACGUCAAGUACCUCGGAUCUGUGGAAGUGUUCGAGUCCAGAGGCAUGACAGUCUGCGAGGAAGCGUUGAAAACCCUCCGAAACUCGAGAAAGCGACCGGUGAAAGGCAUAUUAUACGUUACAGGCGAUGGACUUCGCGUUGUUGACGACGAGACCAAGGAUUUGAUCCUAGAUCAAACGAUAGAAAAAGUUUCCUUCUGUGCUCCCGAUCGAAAUUACGAGAAAGGUUUUUCAUACAUUUGUCGAGAUGGCACGACACGCCGUUGGAUGUGCCACGGAUUCCAAGCAAUAAAAGAUUCCGGCGAACGUCUUUCGCACGCCGUCGGUUGCGCAUUCGCCGUUUGUCUCGAACGGAAGCAACACCGAGACAAGGAAUCCAAAGAGGCAGCUUUACAGGCGGUGACCUUGCAGCAGGGUCAUCAAGGUCAACCCGGUUAUCCCUCAUCCGUGACGGCAACCGUCGCCACGACGGCCACCCCCGCCACCAACGCAACGAAGGAGAACAAUAACUUCAGAAGAGCAGCUUCUAUGCGCUGCACUUCUUCAGCUAUUCGUGCUCCGAUCGAUCCUCAGGAGUGUAAACCGUCCCAAAUUCCUCCGGUGAAAGCCGUAGUGAAUCCGUACGCAAUCGAGCGACCUCACGCAACCCCGUCAAUGCUUGAGCGGCAGGGCUCCUUUCGAGGCCUGGGCACUCUGGGUGCUCAGUCUCCUUUCAAACGCCAGCUGUCGCUCAGGAUCAACGACCUGCCAUCGAAUAGACAGAGGCAACGUUCAAUGAGCCUCGAUACGGAGGCUACCCAAGGACUCGUUAGGGAUGCCGGAGGUUACCUCCAACAGGCCAUCCCCGAGAGCUCCCCACUGGGCAGUCAGCAGGCGUUGAAUGACGGUGGGAUCAAUAAUCCUGUCUCUGUGCUGUCGACGUCUCUCCCGCAGAACCCCAUUGGUGUAACCGGUGGCGUUGUUGGCGGAGCACCGGCCGCUGUUGGAGAUGCGGAAUCUAGCCUCGACAUCAGCGCCAUGUGCCAACAGUUGUCACUGGGGCUAGAUCUGCUAACCUCGAACACCGAGAGUGCGUCCACUGCAAAAACCACCAUUUCAUCACAACCCCUAGACCCCUUCGAUAGUCCCGUGCAUAACGGCACUUCAUCAGGUUUCCCAGAUCUGACCUUGCCCCCCACCUCCACGAACCCCUGGGCGGGUUCUAGUUCUAGUGGGCGCGGUAGUUCCGCGUCUUCUGUCUCUUCGCCGCGACUCCCGCACCAGCGAGCAGGUCAACUCGGCCAGCUGCGAAGUCAGAGUCUGUGCGAUCCCGCACGAGCAGAUUCCACGAUUCCUCGAUACUCUUCGACAAACCCCUUCAUAUCCGACAUAGCUCUUCAAAAACAACAAAAGGUCACAAACACGGCCUUCGAAGUGAGAUUGUAG